This is a messenger RNA of Urocitellus parryii (Arctic ground squirrel), 708 nucleotides long. RefSeq names its product vomeronasal type-1 receptor 90-like. Gene Ontology annotation, biological process: G protein-coupled receptor signaling pathway. Gene Ontology annotation, molecular function: pheromone receptor activity. The record is from RefSeq and is a predicted model, not a curated record. Gene Ontology annotation, cellular component: membrane. NCBI's taxonomy places the organism in Eukaryota, Metazoa, Chordata, Mammalia, Rodentia, Sciuridae.
AUGGUUUUGCCCUCCCUGAGGUGCCAGUCAUCUCUCCAUGUGUUCAUAGAUUUCCAGCACAAGAAGUGCCACGAGGUAGAAAGUGCUGCCUGCAUUGACCUCAGCUCCAAACCCAAUUGCUUGAAAAACUCCUGCUUGGCCAAGUUCAAACAUAAGUCCCCACAGCAUACCCUGUGUGUCCUUGUUUUCCUGUGGGCCUUCUACAUGUCCUUGAGUGCUCACUUCUCCUUGUCCUCUAAUGCCAUUCACAAUGUAACCUCAAAUGUCAUUGUCUUUAUUACUGAACCCUGCAAAAUUGUUCAAAUGAGUUACUUCUUCAGGCAUUUAUUUUCUGUAUUAGGUGUAUUCCGGGAUGUCUUUCUCAUAGGGUUAAUGGCUCUUUCAAGUGGGUACAUGGUGGCCCUCUUGUGCAGGCAUAGGAGGCAUGUCCAGCACCUACACAACAACAGGCUUUCUCCAAAGGCAUCCCCUGUGCAGAGGGCCACCUGGACCAUCCUGCUGCUCAUGAGUUUAUUUGUGCUCAUGUACUGUUUGGACAGCAUCUUCUCCUCCUCAAGAACUACAGGGAACAAUGACCCAGUUUAUUAUUAUAUCCAUAUGAUGGUGGCCAAUGGCUAUGCCACAACCAGUCCUAUGCUGCUGAUCUGCACUGAAAAACAAAUCAUUAACUUUUUGAAAUAUUUGUGGGUGAAGAUAGCACAUACUUAA